Rhizoctonia solani is the source of this 4317-nucleotide messenger RNA. RefSeq names its product Retrovirus-related Pol polyprotein from transposon TNT 1-94. Gene Ontology annotation, biological process: DNA integration. Gene Ontology annotation, molecular function: nucleic acid binding. Lineage: Eukaryota; Fungi; Basidiomycota; Agaricomycetes; Cantharellales; Ceratobasidiaceae. The transcript is spliced from 7 exons. The record is from RefSeq and is a predicted model, not a curated record. Bases 1 to 4317 code for a protein of 1438 amino acids.
AUGGUUGAUACUAACCCUAGUACAUCAACUAACAACGGUAUGAGCGGUUUACACCGCAUACCACCCCUGCGAGGGACUGACAAUUACAACAUGUGGCGCACACAGAUGGAAGACAUACUUACCGAUCUUGAUCUGUAUGGCUACGUUAACGGAACGAUAACUAUGCCGUCAUUGACAACAACAACAACUACGCCAAGUGCAUCUGGCAGUAGUGGGAAGGAUGCUCAGGCAUCCACAUCAACUGGUACAAACGAAGAAUACCUUAAAUGGAGUAAAUCCGACCGUAAAGCAUUAGUGAACAUACGCCUGAGAGUUGACGGGAAUGUACUUACACACAUACAAGGUUGUACAACCUCCGCCGACGCUUGGAAUACGCUCGCGACUACAUUCCAAGUUAAGGGAACAGUCGGAUUAAUCAAUCUUCGAAGGAAGUUCUUUAGCCACAGGAUGACUGACGGCGAAGACAUUGAAGAACACAUACAGCGAAUGCGUGGAUGGUUCCAGCGAAUCAACGACAUAAAACCAAACUCAAUAAAUGAAGCCAAUUGGAUCACAACUUUAGUAGCUAGCUUACCUGACUUGUGGGAUUCAUUUACCCAGUCAAAGCACAUAGAAAAAGCAUUAGGAACACGGACGGAAAGGCAUUUUUUAGCUCAAAUAAACCCCUAUUCAACCGAUCUGUAUGCACCAAUUCAAGCCAACGUGGACCAGACAAGUCUAAAUCCAAGUGCAACAACUGCGGAAAGAUUGGUCACUGGGCAGCGGAGUGCCGCGGCCCAGGCGGCGGUGCAUACAAACACGGUCAACAGAACAGAGGAAAUCAACCUAAUUGACCCGUUGCAAAAUAGCAAGACUAACGACUACGCGUUCUCAACCUUUGAGAACCUACGCAAAGAUUUUAGCAAGUCCACAUGCACAUGGAUAGCUGAUAGCGGCACAACUACUCACAUUGCAAAUGAUCAACGACUAUUCACCGACUAUAGGAAAUCCUCGGAUUAUGUUACCGGCGUAGCCGGUAAAGAGCCAAUUCUGGGCCGAGGCACUGUGGAGCUAUGGUGCCUAAUUGAUCCUGAGAAGACCGAACAAAGAAAGAUUACGCUUACCAAUGUGGCCCACGUGCCUAGUUCCCCGGCAAACCUCAUCAGUUUAUCACUAAUCACUGAUAAGGGAUAUUGCGUCUCAAUGGAUCAAGACCAAUUACUACAAAAUAGAAGUCAAGGGAACCUAUGGAAACUAAAUGCCAAAACAAUAAACAAAGUCAGUGUGAACAAUAAGCAUACACCCACAGAACUCGCACUCGUGAAACAAACCGGUCAAACUUGGCUCGACUGGCACAAAGUACUCGGACACAUUGGCCCGCAAGCCCUUCAACAAAUCAAGAACACAAACGCAGUUAAUGGCAUGGAAAUAGUAGAAGAUAACAUAGGACUCAACUUGAAUGAAUCUUUGGCAAAAGUAACUGAAAUUGGUGAAUUAGUAGUAACUGACGUAUGGGGACCUGCCCGCACCCCUUCGAUUGGACAAUACAAGUACUACGUAUCAUUCACCAAUGUAGCCACUCGUUUUACUUGUUUAGGCUUCUUACAACACAAGGACAAGACGUUAAACGAAUAUAAAUUGUUUGAAGCACUAUUAAAUACACAAAAGGACAAGAAAAUAAAACGAGUAAGAUUUGACAAUGGCAGAGAGUUUGUGAACAACGAUUGGAUCAAACAUGCAGCCCAGAGAGGGACCAUUUUGGAAACAACGGCCCCGUACUCAGCUCAACAGAAUGGAAUUGCCAAACAAUUGAACCAAACACUUACCAACAAAGCUCAAGCAAUGUUACUUGAGUCAGCCGCUCCAAAAUUCCUAUGGAAUGAAGCAUUGGCGUACGCGUGCUACUUGAAGAAUCAAGUACCCACGCAAGUGCAUGGUACAUUCUGGAAAACACCGUUUGAGGCGUUCUGGGGACAAAAGCCCAACGUUAGUGUCCUGCGACCUUGGGGUACCAAAUGCUACGUACUUGAUCAAGGUGAAAAUCAAUCAAAAUUGGACUCCAAGACCUUCACGGCAACAUUUGUAGGUAUCUCUGAUGUACAAGGCAAGAGUUGGCGUUACUACAAAACCGGAGCGAAUUGGAUAUUGCACUCACGCAAUAUCUUGUUCCCGAAGGACCAUGCGGCGAUCAAAGACGUUGCAGAUAACACCGAUUGGGGAGAAUUGGUUGCUCCGCCCGCUGAGGGGGAGAUGACUCAAACCGACAGCGCUGCGGAACAACCAACCAAACCUACUGGAACAGGGGGAGCACAUGUAGUUAGUAAAAACAAAGAAAAUGACUCGAAACUACCUAGCAAUAAAAAGCCUAUAAAGAGCGAACUAAAGACUGAGGGAACGACAUCGAACUCACAUACUCAACCAAUCCAACAACCUGUUGUCCCUAAGUCUAAUACCUCUUGCUCUAAGCCUGCUAUGCGCACCAACCCUAGCGCUGUUACUACUCAGUUGAUUCAAGCAAUUAAUGCACUCACCCCCGGUAGUGGAGAUGGAAUCCAAACCCGUAGUCGGAAUCCUAACGCCCCUGCCAUCUCUCUUGCAAGAGAAAGAGGCGGAGUCAAGAUCUCCAUCAAUGACACCACCCCCCAAUCCGGUCAGUCUGCACCUAAUAUCUUGAACAAAGUCACUAACCUAGCUCCUACUCACCAACACCUCCUCCUACUAUCCGCACCUACCAUCCCAUCCAAACUUGCCUUUGCACUGGAUGCCCCGCCAACGCCGCAAUCAACUACGUCCAUUGACGGUACGCUGGCAGACAAAUUUGGCCGCCUCCAGUUAUCCAACUACACUCCAACCAAGCCGGAUUCCCCCCUGGCAACAACCGGGCAUCUGGAACAAUCCUGGGCCGCGUUGGCCAAUCCAUCCAACCCAAACGACCACCCCACCGUGGAGGAGGCCCUUGCAGGACCACAGGCAAACGAAUGGUCAGAGGCGAUGCGGAAGGAGGUCAGCACACUCAAGAGGAUGGGUACGUACAAACACGUUGAACCCCCUAAAGAUUGUAAACCCAUUGGAAACAAAUGGGUACUGACACUCAAACGGAACGCCAAUGGUGAACCAGAACGCUACAAGGCGCGAUUAGUCGCACAAGGGUUCAGUCAACAACCCGGCAUCAAUUUUGACAAGACGUUUGCACCUGUUGUACGUCUUGACUCAAUUUGUUCUCUUGUCUCACUCGCUAACAACAACAACUGGGACAUUUGUCAGCUCGACGUCAACGCCGCUUACCUACAUGCUGAAGUUGACAAAGAACUAUAUAUGCGACAAAUCCCCUACUUUGAAGAUGGUACGAAUCGUGUCCUCAAGCUUAAAUGUUCUAUUUACGGUCUGAAACAAGCCGGACGUAUGUGGAACAAGCUAUACAAUACCAAACUCCAAUCAAUUGGCUACCGCCCUGUCUCACCAACUCGUGUGUCUACUACCGCCUUGAAGACUACAAGGGUGAGUUAUGCGUAUCCAUCAUUGCUACGCAUGUGUGACGAUUUGAUCGUUAUCACAUCCACAAAUACAACCAACUUUGCCAUAUCCAAAUUACUUGGCGAAUUUGAUAUGCGCAAUUUAGGUCCCAUACAUUACUUUCUAGGUAUCGCAUUCAAACGCAACCACAAGCGCGGUAUCUUAUGCCUCAAUCAAACCGCUUACAUCAACAACUUAGUUCACUUUGCAGGUCUUAAGGACGCUUUCCCCGCCAAUACACCCCUAAGUCCCAGCGUUCAACUCACACGCUUCAAUGGUGCUAAGCCAAAGUUUAACUAUGGAACUUACAUUGCCAAAGGCUUUGGCAAAAUUGGCUACUCAGAUGCCAACUGGGGCAGCAACCUUAUUGACCGUAAGUCCAUCUCUGGACAUGUAUUCAUGCUUGGCGGCGCAGCCGUUUCUUGGUCAGCUAAGAAGCAAGCAACUGUUGCUUUGUCAACAAUGGAAGCCGAGUAUAUGGCGUUAUCGCACGCAUGUACCCAGGCCUUAUGGAUGCGACAAUUCUUUGAAGAACUGUACCUAUACGCUGAUGCACCAACCCUUAUUCUCUCAGAUAAUCUCGCUGCACUCACUCUAUCCGUCAAAUCUCAAUUUCAUGGACGAUCGAAACACAUCGACAUACAACACCAUUUCAUGCGCAAUAUUAUCGAGAAACGGAAGGUAACUACGUUGUACGUACCGUCCAACGAGAACCUAGCAGACGCCUUCACUAAAGCACUCCCGGCACCACAAUUCAGGUACCUCAUGAGAUCAAUCAUGGGCGAACCGAUCGAAGAAUCAAUCGAAGACGAAUUGAUUAACUAA